Molecule: messenger RNA, 5130 nt
Organism: Gasterosteus aculeatus aculeatus (three-spined stickleback)
Lineage: Eukaryota; Metazoa; Chordata; Actinopteri; Perciformes; Gasterosteidae
Source: RefSeq, a predicted model, not a curated record
CAGAUGUGUUUUAGUUCCCUGGGUGUUUAGAUUCAGACGUGUUUUAGUUCCCUGGGUGUUCGGAUCAGACGUGUUUUAGUUCCCUGGGUGUUUAGAUUCAGACGUGUUUUAGUUCCCUGGGUGUUUAGAUUCAGACGUGUUUUAGUUCCCUGGGUGUUUAGAUUCAGAUGUGUUUUAGUUCCCUGGGUGUUUAGAUUCAGAUGUGUUUUAGUUCCCUAAGAUUUCGACCUUCAGUUUUACAUACAAAGUGAGGACGACGGCUUCUGGGGUGAAACUUUAACGCUGUGCUGCUAAAAUGAUUUUAUGAGACUUUUUUAUGAAAUAUCUUUGUGUAAAGGACAGUAGAGCAUGAUACGUUGAUCAGUGAGGAGCAUUCUCUAGUUUUGGACCUGCAGCAGUUAAUUAAUCUCAAACUCCCAAAGAUUGUGACUGUGAAAGUCCAAUCAACACUUAUUAACACCCGACUGAGUCCUGAGUGUUUCUGUCAGUGUGUCAGUGUGUUGAUUCUCCUCUGGGUGGAUUUCAUUUAACACUAUAGCUAUAUGACAGCACACACACACACAUACUGCAGUAAAUAUGUGUCGUGUGUGUGUGUGUGUGUGUGUCGGGGUCAGACCCUGCCGAGAGGGUGUGUGUUAUAUGAAGAGAAGGAGGGGUGGAGGACAGUCUCCCGGUCGUCCGUCUGCAGCUUCAAACAGUCUUUAAAAUAAGCUGCAGAGGAACAGAGAGAGUGUGUCUUUGUGUGUGUGUGUGUGUGUGUGUGUGUGUGUGUACAGUGAAGGUCAGCACAGAGCGAACACUCUGAAUAUUAAAGAUGUUUGUGACGUUCAAGCAGCAGGAAGCUGUCAGAUGAAGGUAAGAACUACACAACUCUUUUGUUCUCUGUAUGUUUGAGCAGCUUAAUGCAACACACACAAACACACAUGCACACACACAGACCUGCUUCACAUUUAACAAAUGCAGCUUUAACAACAGCCGCUCCAGCUGAUUGGAUGAUCGGCCACUUUGUUUAAAGGAAACAACAUUGUUUGAUUCUGUUGAUUUCUUACUUUUGUAUUUGUUAGGACCUGAAAGUGUUUCAGCUCAUCUUAUCCUCCUGGAAGCUUGUGUCAUGUGGUCUUCUGACUGCGGAUGGAUAACUAAUGUUAGCUUAGCACUAGUCAGAGAGCUCGGAUGUAGAUCACACCCACAGAAACGUGGACAGACAUCCUCACCAUCCUCUGGUUUCUGCUCCUAACAGGGCAGCGCAAUAAAGACGCUAUCCCAGUGCAUUAUGGGUGAGGUACGGUACACUGUUUCUGGACUUAAAGGAAACCUCUAAGGGUUCCAUCAAAAACCUGAUCCGUAUUUAUUUACUGAGUUGUACUGCUAUACUGACUCUUUGGACACCUGAACACCUUUUACAUAGUUUUUAUACGGUGUGGUGUUAGUAUUCAUACUUUAACAGAGUAUUUGUACAGUAUUUACUGAAGGUAAAAUAUGUACAAUACGUUUAGUACAUAUGACAGAAAUGAUUCACUGUUGAUCAGUAAGCAGAAUAAGGAUGGAGAAAUGACUGCUACUGAUAAAGGCUGUAGUGGACAUGGACGAUUAUUGUUAGAAUGAAAAGGAAAGCGCUAAUGUGGCUUCUAGUCAGUGUUAGCUUAGAAUACCAGGUCACAAUAGAACCACGAACAAUGUGAACCUGUGAGGAGAGAAAGCACGACGACUGCGCAAUCAAUGCAAGAAGACGACAGGAAGUCCAUUUAAAUGGAGACGUGUUCAAAUAUGUUCAUUUAAAAUGAGUCAAACUCAUGUUCGAUCCACUAUCAGGACUCAGUUCUGACCUGGCAGUGACCUCUGACCUCUGGUGAAGUGUCUGAGGAGCUGAAUGAUGAAACAUCAAAUGUUCACAGCGACCAGCUUCCUCCGGUUGCUAUGGCAGCCCCAGACCACCAUUGGCAAUCACAUCACUUCCUGGUGUAUCGCAGCUGUACUACUUACAUAUUUACCACAUAUUGUGAUGAAAUUGCACUUUCUUGUUCUUCUGAGUUUGUGUCCUUAUGGUUGAAAUGCACUUAUUGUAAGUCGCUUUGGAUAAAAGCGUCAGAUAAAUGACAUGUAAUGAAAUGUGUGUUUUCCCUGACGUCCUCUAAGAUGUGGUACAGUAUAAGAGAAUUCUUUACUGAGAACACACAGUGUGUGUGUGUGUCUGUGUGUGUUUUAGAUUGGCCACCUGUUGCCUUCCAUUCUCAAACACACUCCGUUCAUUCUUUUCUUUCUCAAGCAAACAUACUGAAAGAAAAGAAAUGUGUGCAUGUGACCGAGUGUCUUCCUCCCUCACAUACCACAGCACAUUUACACACAGACACACACCGCUCGCGCAUGCACACACACACACAGGCAUGUCAGUUCCUGUCUUCUGUUCCUGACUGUAAUCUCCAGAAAAAUGAUCCUGCUUGUUAUUUGCAGCCGGCUGCCAGUGGAGUGUGUGGGCAGCGCGGGCCGAGGUCACCGCUACAGGAACAGGCUAAAGCCCACUGGAGAUAGAAGCAGGAAGAAGAAGAAACAGGCUCACGCAACAAAAGAUCUGUGAGGACAAACCAGGAGGGCUAAAGAUUGCAAACCAGCAGAAGAAGUAGAAGAAGAAGCAGACGAAACAGGAAGCAGCAGGAGCCUGUUCACGGAGCGCUGCCCCACUGACCCCAGGUCAGUCUCCACCAACACGUCUGUCUCUUCCAGGUCUCCAACAUGUCUCCAGUCAGAGCGUCAUCCUUCUUGCUGAGCUGCUGCGUCUUUAUCCUCCUCAUCGUCGGAGCCUGCAGAGGUCAAGGAAGUGACUGCAGCUGUAACGUCACCAAUAGCAGUUGUGACGAGUCCGGAGCCUGCAGGUGCGACCCCGGCUGGGGCGGAGAGCGCUGUGAGCGCUGCGGACCGCGCCCCGGCUGCCUCCAUGGUUCCUGUCAGCAGCCCUGGCAGUGUAGCUGUGAGCCCGGCUGGGGGGGGCGUUUCUGCGAUAAAAGGUGUGCUGCUCUUGUCAGAAUGGGAGCGGCCUGCGUAAUGGAGGACAGCGGCCGACUACACCUGUGUGUGUGCCCAAGGGGUUCCACGGCCGAGGACUGCCAACUGAAGACCGGGCCCUGUUACCUGAGGAGGUCUCCAUGUAAAAAUGGCGGCCUCUGUGAAGACGGGAACGGCUUCGCAGAGGACCUGUCGUGCCGAUGCCUAGCCGGCUUCACGGGUCGGCGCUGUGAAACCGACAUGGACGACUGCCUGAUGAGACCGUGUGCAAACGGCGCCACCUGCGUGGACGGCACCAACCACUUCUCCUGCAUCUGCCCCGCUGGUUUCACCGGGCGCUUUUGCACCGUCAACCUGGACGACUGCGCCAGCCGGCCCUGCCUUCACGCCGGCCGAUGCCUGGACGGCGCCGGGGGCUUCCACUGCGUCUGCCGGCCCGGUUACACCGGAGCCACCUGCGAGACGGAGGAGGGAGGCAGGAACGCUAGUCGGCAUGGCGACAGCCCCUUUAGGGUGACGGUAAGCGAGCGCAGUGCCGCCGGCCUGUCAGAUGUCCAGCUCAUCGUCUUGCUGGUGUUGGCGGGCGUGACGCUGGCCGUGGUCGUGUUGACCGGCACCGUCGUACUGCACGGUCACUGCAGGGCCCGUGGCACCGCCCCCUGCUGCCCGCUGACAUCAUCACAGCAGCCAGCGCCGCAGGACGAGUGCGAGUGUCACAUCAGCUUCCUGAAUGUAGCUGUAACAGAGAAGAAGAAGCUGAACAGUGAGGUCAUUUAGACGCAGCGGCGGUCCGAGCACAGAGCGAAUGGACAGAGAAAUAGAGGAAGACGUGCAGGGUCAGAGGUCAUAGGACCCUCAGGUCGGAAGUUGGAUCAAGCCGUUCCUGCAUCCUCCUGAUGUUGAUAUACAGAUGAGUUGUGACGUCAUAGACAUGUUUGUAUGGGUCAUGUGACUCGUGUAACCCAACCUGCAGACUACAUUACCCACACUGCACCUCUCGCUCUAACAGAUUGCAGUGCGCUGAGAGCAAUGAUGUGUCAGCAGUUACUUUGGCUCAAGUGACAUUAACCAAGGACGUUCAUCAGUGGCAUAUAUGGAUUGAUUCUCAAUCUACUUCCUGUUCUUAUUUAUUUAAAUCAUAUGAUCAUGUACUGUAACUACUGUACCAAUCUGAGGUACUAGGACGUAUUAGGUAUUUACCUUACCAAGUUCUCACACAUUAUACUUCACCUCGACUACAUCUCAGAGGUACCUGUUGUUCUGCUUUGCAUUUAUUUUAAAUGUAUUUUAGUUACCAGAUAUUAUUAAUCAACUCAUAAAUGUUGUUUUAUUAAAUAUUAUUGAAAGUUAUUAGAAUGAGCUGAACAUAUAUAUAAUAUGUGCCAUUCUGCAUUGUGAGUACUGUGUAUCAUAUAUUGGUAAAGUUAUGACAUACAGGGCUGUGUGUGUCAACACGGUGUGUACUUUCUCUCCUGUGUUGGUGUCAUUUAGUGUGACGUUCUGCACUGAAAAGAAACAUUGUGCAAUACAGUUGACUACAAUAACAACCUCUGAUAUGUUAUGUUCUUAUGUAUGAUACAUGAAACACCAAGAAAUAUUUUAUAAUUGUAAUGUUUCACUAGAAACUGCUCUACCACCAACCUCCAAGUAACACUUCAUGUCUCUCACUCUCUCUAGCUAACAUCUGUACCUUUCCUUUGUUUGUCCCUCCUCUGUCUACAACCCUUCAACUGACUCCUUCUCUCUUCUUUCUCUGCAACCAAAAGCUCAUUCUACCAAACCAGAAUUCAAUCCUCAUUCUCUAACCCUAAAAAACUGCUCCAUCUUUUCAAGCCUCCUUGAUCCCCCCGGCCCCUCCUGCCCUUCUACCGAGCCACUUUGUCAACUAUUUUACAAAAAACAUCCUCUCCUCCUGAUGGGGAUCCAGUCUCACACUUUCCAGUCUAUUGAUUUUGUCUGUUUAACAUCAGGAAGUUGCUGGCCAUACAGGUUUAAUGUCCUUACGACAUUCUUGAUGUCUAACUGGCAGUUGUUGUCCAUGAGGUCGGGUCAGUCUCAAUAAUUGCAAAUGCACACAGAAUGACUCACAAAUAUAUUCGAUUUACAAAUGCAGACAGAAGGAUUUAUAAA